AUGGAGCUGGCAGCCGGGCUCGAUGAGGCAGCUAGACUUGGCGACGAGGAGGCAGUGCGGCAUCUGCUGGCGGCAGGCGCCCGGUCGGAUCAAGCGGACGCAGAUGGCUGGCUGCCGAUGCAUGUCGCCAGCUCCUGCGGCCACGAGACAGUCCUGCGCCUGCUGCUGGAGCCUGCCCCAGACACUGCCUUGGCGGUGGACUUCUCAGGCUGGACACCGCUGCACCGUGCUGCUAACUGUGGGAGCAUUGAAGAGAUGAAGCUGCUGCUGUCGGCGGCACCCGCCGCAGCUUCAAUGCUCAACAAAAGUAAGGAGGCCCCCAUCCACCGCGCCGCCUACAGCAGCAACGCGGCAGCCGUGCAGCUGCUGCUGGAGGCGGCGCCAGAGCUGGCUUUUGCACUGGACAAUGAAGGCUGCACACCACUGCACCUGGUGUUGCGCUACAGCCACGACACAGCAGAGCAAGUCGCGGAGACGGCCCGCUGCCUGCUGCGGGCGGCGCCAGCGGUUCAAACAGCCCUGGGCAUCCUGCUGCAGUACAGCCAGCACUCUGCAACCCUCUACGCCGACCUGAUGGCCCGCCUGUCGCUCAGCCAGGAGCAGCGGCACUCGAUUCCUGCACCCUGCCCCGACCUGGCUCAAGCGCUGCCAGCCGUCCUGGAGUGA
Messenger RNA from Chlorella variabilis, 666 nucleotides. RefSeq lists its product as hypothetical. The transcript has a single exon. The record is from RefSeq and is a predicted model, not a curated record. The coding region runs from base 1 to 666 and encodes 221 amino acids. Lineage: Eukaryota; Viridiplantae; Chlorophyta; Trebouxiophyceae; Chlorellales; Chlorellaceae. Gene Ontology annotation, molecular function: protein binding.